CGGGAUUUUUUACCCGGAACCUUUAGUGUUUGGCGGUUUCUAGACAGUCAGUAAUUAAGUGAACACUGGGUUAAUCAUGGCGAGGCACAUUCGCUUCAUUGCCCGGACAGUGAUGGUUGAGGGGGGCAACGUUGACGAGGCAUACAGGAAUUUAAACAGGGUCCUCAGUCACGAUGGCAUUAUUGAAGAUGUAAAGCGCAAGCGCUACUAUGAGAAGCCCUGCAGAGAGCGACAGCGGAAGAACUUUGAGAAGUGUAGGUGGAUCUACAACACAGAAAUGGCCAGAAAAAUUGCCUUCAUCUCCAGGACCAAUAGAGAGGAUCCUUGGCUCGGCUGCUAGGAAGACUCAGCAAGAUGAAACAGGACAUUAUCAAUGAACUGCUUGAGGACAUAGACGACAAAGAUCAGCUCAGUGUUACUGUCAUAUCCCGAGAACCUGAAAAUAGUGACUUUAAUGUUGUCACAUUGUGUAAGUGUGAAAGACACUGAGCAUUGUCUCUCCAUCUGUCCAGAAAUGUUGACUUACCUGUUCAUAAUUUGAAAGUAAAACCUUGUUGCAACAAGCAGGUCAAUGAAUAUUUUGAGAUCAUUAUUUCUAUAUCUUCCCAAGCAAUGAAAAUCAUAAUAAAUGUAUGAGGUUCACUGUAAAGUUGGAAUUUUCAAAAAAUGCUAAAAGCUUGUUAUAAAUGAACUCAUUCAAGGUUAAGUCCUGCAGCUUGCAUCUUAUUAUGUAACUAUGUAAAACUGCCUUCUUGGUUUCGUGUCUCUAUAGCACUAACAGUGCCAUAGACUAUGAUUCUAAAUGUCACAAUCUCUGCCUGAAUUCAUUCAUCAUAUUCACGUUAGCAUGAAUAUUAACACUGAAGCAAGAGCACAUACACAAAUGUCUAAUUCAUGGACGAUGGAAAAGUGCAACUGACUGACUGUUCUUUUAUAUUAUAUUUCAUCAUUAGUGACCACAUUCACUUAUAAAUUCAAGAUUUUUUUAAAGAUCUAUUAUCUAACUUGUUGCUCAUUACUUUUCUGCCAAUUGAGUAAACAAUUAAUCAGCAAAUCAUGCUGUGGACACAAUGAUCCUGCAUUGAGAACAAUUUGUCCCAGCAACAAGGCCACUUAACAAAUCAUUAUUCAAGAAGUGAAACAACAUACUUGCCUGUGCAACCGAUCAUCAGUAAUAGUCAUGGUAUGUUACAUCUACAUUAUUAAAACUGGAUUAUACUGUA
This is a messenger RNA of Betta splendens (Siamese fighting fish), 1223 nucleotides long. It is a transcript of the gene mrps21, whose product is annotated as mitochondrial ribosomal protein S21. NCBI's taxonomy places the organism in Eukaryota, Metazoa, Chordata, Actinopteri, Anabantiformes, Osphronemidae. Gene Ontology annotation, biological process: translation. Bases 77 to 340 code for a protein of 87 amino acids. The transcript has 2 exons. The record is from RefSeq and is a predicted model, not a curated record. Gene Ontology annotation, cellular component: ribosome. Gene Ontology annotation, molecular function: structural constituent of ribosome.